ACGUCCCCGAGCGCACACGGCGUAGAGGAGAGUACAGCGCACGAGUCUGUGGAAGGGAGAUAACGGUUUCUUUUUUUUGUCCCCCCUCUCCACUCAAACAACAAGAACAAACCAAACCUGAUUUUAGGGGGGUCUCACAGAGUCUUCUGAUUAUCAGGAGGAGGGAAACGAGGAGCCGCAAGUUUUUUUUUCUUUUUCCGUUUUUUUUCUCUUUUCCUUAAAAGAGGAUUCUGUGCUUCGCGGUGGUUUGUUCUCCGCUCUCGCCGCAAAGAUGAUGGUCGGAGAGGUCGAAGUGAAGGAGCGACCGAGGCCGAGUCCCGACUAUUUAAUGCAAUUAUUGAACGAGAAGAAGCUCAUGACCAGUUUGCCAAAUCUCUGCGGCAUCUUCACACACCUAGAGAGGCUUCUGGAUGAAGAGAUCAACAGAGUGCGUAAAGACAUGUACAGCGACACAGUGAAUGGCCUUGUGGACAAACACCCACUGGAGCUGCCCGAACCAGUCGGACCCAUCGUUCACCUGCAGGAAAAACUGUUUGUGCCUGUCAAAGAGUACCCAGAUUAUAACUUUGUGGGGAGAAUCCUUGGCCCGCGGGGACUCACAGCCAAACAGUUGGAAGCAGAAACGGGAUGCAAAAUCAUGGUGCGAGGAAAAAGCUCCAUGAGAGACAAAAAGAAGGAGGAGCAGAACAGAGGGAAGCCAAACUGGGAACACCUAAAUGAAGACCUUCAUGUCCUCAUCACAGUGGAAGACACACAGGCUAGAGCAGAGAUCAAGAUGAGGAGAGCAGUGGAGGAGGUCAAGAAGCUCCUUGUACCUGCAGCGGAGGGAGAGGACAAUUUGAAGAAGAUGCAGCUGAUGGAGCUAGCUAUUCUCAAUGGGACAUACAGAGAUAACAACAUCAAAACACCCACCCUUGCGUUCUCUCUUGCAGCGGCGGCAGCAGCCGCUCAGGGCCCUCGCCUCAUAGCGACCUCCACAGGUCAGGUGUUGCCUCCCCAGGCACUGCGGCCUCAGACGCCAGCCGGGGCCCCCAUCAUGAACCUCAUCCGGCCCACUCAGAUGGCUGCCAUGCUGCCCAAUGGCACCCCCACCCUGGUGCCUCCCACACCGGAUGGCGGGCUUAUCUACACCACCCCCUACGAGUACCCUUAUGCCUUGGCACCCACCUCCCUGCUGGAGUACCCCAUCGAGCAUAGUGGGGUUCUAGGUAAGAGAGCCUGGGGAAGCAUGGGUGCCGCAGGUACAGCGACCAGCUUUAGCCAGCCUGGACAAGAGGCCAGCUUGUUUUACCCCGGAGCUGGGGUGCUGGACGCGGCUUCCAUGAGCCACAGUCAGGACUUGUUGAAAGGUGCAAUGGCUACUAAAGUGAGACGGCAUGACACGCGGGUCCAUCCUUACCAAAGGAUUGUGACCGCUGACAGAGCCGCCACCGGCAACUAACACAUGACCUUCUGACCUCUGAACUCUUCACCCAAUGACGAGCCGCCCCAAGCCUGCCUGCUGAUCAGUUAACUGGUAAUUGCCUUUUGCUAGCCUCUCGGACGCAAGUGUGUGAGAGAGAGAGAGAGAGAGGCGCCUGCCCGUACAGUUACCCUAACACAUUCUGACAAUAAAAAAAAAGAAAGAAAAAAAGUAGAAACCAACGCAGAAUCUUCACAGAAACACAACGAAAACCCAACAAAGUUGUGUGAUAUUCAUAAAUAUUUUUUUCCCUUUGUUCAUUGAGUUCGAUUCCCAUUCUUUCUCUUUCUUUUUCUUCAUGAAUCACACACUGGGUGGACGUGUUUGUGGUAUGACUCAUAAAUCUGCACUGAAUUACAUAGCAAUAAAGACCCCCACCCCACACACCCCACCCCCCUUCCUCUAAUUACUCUGAUGUGGUGACCUCACUUGUAUGAAUCAAAGUUGAGUAUUUAUUUGACGCAAACCAUUUGGUUUCAGAGUAAUGGCCCUCAGAUUGACAGCCCCUCCUCCCCUCCCUCAAAAUAUAGAUAUAAGAGCGUCUACCUGCUCCCACCCUGUCCCAAAACCCACCCACGGGGAGAGAAAAAGAAACAGAAGGAAAGAGAACAUACACUCACAUUAACUUGUUUAAUUUCUGUCAUUUUCACGUGUAGUUCAGUUGUUGAGCUCCAAGAUGUACUUUUGAGCUGACACAUUCUGGGUGUGCCCCUCUAAACAGCUUUCUGUCUUUGUUUUUAUUUCAUUUUUUAAAAAGCAUGGCUGAAAUGAUUGCUAAAGGAGCUUUUUAUGAUUUAUGUGUUUUGUUUUUCUCCUGUCUGUUUUUAAUGCUUUU
Molecule: messenger RNA, 2297 nt
Organism: Pundamilia nyererei
Lineage: Eukaryota; Metazoa; Chordata; Actinopteri; Cichliformes; Cichlidae
Gene: qkia
Product: QKI, KH domain containing, RNA binding a
Exons: 8
Coding region: 272-1441 (389 amino acids)
Biological process (GO): regulation of mRNA splicing, via spliceosome
Cellular component (GO): nucleus
Molecular function (GO): mRNA binding
Source: RefSeq, a predicted model, not a curated record